CCCAUCCCAUCCCAUUCCACCAACCGCCUUGCAACGGUUUCAACCCCAGUGACGCUCUUUUCUUUUUUGUUUUUUUUCCCCUUCCCACCUUGCAAGAAAACCCGCCUUCCACAUCGUGUAAUGAUGCAGCGUUUCGCCUCUUCUGCCGCUCUGGCGCUUGCCAUUGCCGCCAGCUCAGUCUCUGCACAGAGCUCGUCGACGACGUUCCCCGAGGGCGUCCUCGCCACGGGAACCAUGGGUACGACCAACCCUGCCGAACCAACCUUAGGAACGACCGUCAACCAGACAUCCUACGCACGGCUGCUCAGCUUGAACUCUGUUGAUGAUUGGUGUAUCUUUGCUCCUCCCUCAAACAACACCAUUGGUGAAUCCGAGGCUAUCGAGGUCGCGUGGUGCACGAAAGCGCGGAACAACGCCCGUGUCAUCCCCGACGGUGUCGUCACCGGUGUUUCCUUCCUCAAAACCGACUUUUACGUCCAAAUCUAUGGCUACGGUGAUUUCACAAAAUUGAACAUCGCAGCUGGUGACUAUGGAGGUGAGCUCGACCCCCAUGGAGCUACUGGUGCAGGUAACCCCGUUGGUGGUAACGUCACCACUGAUGAAGUUACUGGCUCCGACAUUAAUAUCGCUGAAUGGAUGCAAUUCAUUUCUUAUACCCAAUUCUGCAUUCGUGCCUGCACAAAUGCCAACUCAUCUUACAGCGCUGCCGAGAUGUGUGAGCACAAGCUUGACGAGAUGGGCUGCGCGUUCGUCAUGCCAGGAAACUACGACUUCAAUGGAACCUUUGAAACGUGUGACGCUGAUGUUGCCUACCCCCCUGGAUGGUACCCCGAGGUGACGGGCGGCACGACCUCGUACUCCACCUUUGCGCAGUACUACACCGGAUACUACACCGACAGCAGCGGCUCCACCGUCUCCUACACCGUCGGUGACACCGUCACGCCCUCCACCGUCGCCUUCACCCCGGCAUCUAGCAACUGCGCCACCACCGCCAGUAUCAGCAACGGUCUGGCGGUCGCGACGAGCGGGAGCUCGGGCUCUGCGAGCGGCUCGUCGGGAGCCUCUGGGUCCAAAUCCGGCUCGUCGAGCUCGAAGACAGCAAGCGGCACGUCGUCGUCCUCCACCGGCAACGCCGCCGUGUCCUCCUUCAGGUCCACGACCUCCUACCACGACGGUGUCACGCUCGUCGCUCUCAUCUCUGGUAUCGCCGCUAUCGUCUUGUUGCAUUAAAGAGGAGAGGAGGGCUGUGUUUUUUGGUUUUUGACGUUUCUACAUACAUACCAUACCAUACCCCCCAACAACAUUCUUUUUUUUGUGCGGCAUGGACAUUUUCUAUACAUCACAUCAAUGAAGUAUAUAUAAUAUCUGACUUUUUACGAUGCCG
Messenger RNA from Guyanagaster necrorhizus, 1384 nucleotides. RefSeq lists its product as uncharacterized. The coding region runs from base 121 to 1230 and encodes 369 amino acids. The transcript has 11 exons. Lineage: Eukaryota; Fungi; Basidiomycota; Agaricomycetes; Agaricales; Physalacriaceae. The record is from RefSeq and is a predicted model, not a curated record.